AUGAGGACUUGGUGUCUGUGUCAGAUUUGUACUUGCGGGCGACAUCAUUGCCCACAUGGAACCACAAGGAUUUAUGAAAAUUCUGGUGGGUCUUGUGCCACAACUGAAUAUUUGGAAAAAUAUCCUACAUACGGCAGUGUUCUUCCACCUCAGAGUCUGAAGCCCAAGGAAGAAUUUCGAGGAUAUGGUGGCAAAAUGGAAGGAAUAACAACAUUUAAGUCGGAUUAUCGUCCCUACAAAAUAGACAAACAGCCUCGCCAUGCACCAGAAGAAUAUAAACCAAAACAGGGGGUGAUUGAUCUUGGUACCACCUACAAACGGGAUUUUAAUUCUUAUAAAGUACAUCCUGUGGUGAUAGUUCGGCCUCUGGAGAGACAACAAGUUAAAAAAGGAAAGCUGGACACUGUCCCAACCUAUAAAGAUGAUUAUAGAGCUUGGGACAUUCAGAAAAGUGAACUCUACAAGCCACAACAAACUUACUAUCCCCCUACUGUGAGAUUUGGAAAUUCAACAACAUUUCAGGAUGACUAUGUCCCUCGGGAGAUAAAGCCUAGACAAAGCUGUAAACCCAGCCCAGCGGUCAAACGCUCUACCAUCCCAUUUAGCGGGAACACAAGUCAUCGCCUUGAUUAUGUGCCUCAUCGGCCAGAAUUCAAGCUGGCAAGGCCAAAAGACAGCUACAAGCCACCCGACCAACCCUUGGAGGACCUCACAACUCACCGAUGCGACUUUCAGGGUCUCGUCGGUGAAACGGCAAAGAUCUGCAGACCUGCACACACCAGAGUGGCCCAGGACGCUCCAUUCGAAGGAAGCACUGAGUUCAGGGACAGUUUUCAAGCGUGGGCACUCCCAGCACCGCAAGUUCAGAAAGUGGCGGAGUAUGUCCCUCCCGCAGGCACCAUGCAGCUGCAGAGCACCAGCCACCUCGACUAUGUCCCGCAUCAGGCCACGCGUGUGCUUCCCAUCAGGCCCGCUUUUCGUAGGAGAAAUCAUAACUUUCCUUUCCAAGGAAAGAGCACCACGAUGCAUGAUUUCCCAGCAUGGGAAAGCUGCCGUCAGGGACUCAUUAAGCAGGAGCCGCAGAUCCCCAGCCCAUCCGGAAAAUUCGAUGGCCUGAGCACUUUCAGGUCUCACUACGUGCCCCAUGAACUAAUUCCCACCGAGAGCUGCAAACCUGCGUACGCUCCCUUGAAGAGGUCGCUUCCGUUUGAUGACGUCACCAUGUACUCUCUGGAGUAUAUGCCCAAGAAACUGGAGACCUGCCCGGCUAGCUACCCUUCCCCUCCUGGCUACCUGUUUGAAACUACAAAUUCCCGAGGUCAUAAAUUCUUCCGCAAGAUCGCUCCCGCGGUGAAGGCCUUCUAA
Rangifer tarandus platyrhynchus (Svalbard reindeer) is the source of this 1365-nucleotide messenger RNA. Lineage: Eukaryota; Metazoa; Chordata; Mammalia; Artiodactyla; Cervidae. The record is from the annotation of a GenBank genome assembly.